This is a messenger RNA of Glycine soja, 2497 nucleotides long. RefSeq lists its product as uncharacterized. The transcript is spliced from 3 exons. NCBI's taxonomy places the organism in Eukaryota, Viridiplantae, Streptophyta, Magnoliopsida, Fabales, Fabaceae. Gene Ontology annotation, biological process: protein polyubiquitination; positive regulation of proteasomal ubiquitin-dependent protein catabolic process; ubiquitin-dependent protein catabolic process. Gene Ontology annotation, cellular component: ubiquitin ligase complex; cytoplasm. The record is from RefSeq and is a predicted model, not a curated record. Gene Ontology annotation, molecular function: nucleic acid binding; zinc ion binding; RNA-DNA hybrid ribonuclease activity. Bases 7 to 1527 code for a protein of 506 amino acids.
AUACAAAUGUCUUGGGGAAAGUUAUUUAAGCCUCACACACUCCCCAUGGACUUGCACUCUCUCCUAUCGGACCAACACCGCCAGCUCGCCGCCGCCGAAGCCAUGGAAUCGAACCUCGACUUCGCCUUCCGCCUCCAGUUACAGGAAGCCCUCGCGGCCUCCCUCGCCUCCCAGCCCUCCUCUUCCUCCGCCGCAGCUAUCGAACAACCCGUCGUCGUCGUCGACGACGACGAUGUCAACGCGACGACGCUGCAGCGCCAGGAGCUGGCUCGUCUGGAUCGUGAGAUGAAGGACCGAGAACACAGCGAGGCGGAGACGCAAAAAAUGAGGGAGGAACUCUGCCGUCGGAUCCACGACGAGAAGGUGGCGAGGGAGAUUUCCGCGAUUCCCGAGAAGGACUGGGAGCAGUGGGGCGACAACUUCGAGAAACCGUUCGGAGAGGGCUCGUCCUCUUCGUUGGGGAGUAGAGAGGAGGGCGUUGUUAGGGUUUACUUCAAGGGUUUGGUGAGCGAGGAAAACGUGAGGGGGCAGAAUGUCGUGUUGUCUGGGAUCGGGGUUGCGAUUUGCGACCUAAGCGAUAAUCUGAUAUUCGAGGUUUCUAAGUCGCUCGUUGGGAAUGACACUAGCAAGGUCGCUGCAGAGAUUAAGGCUUUAAUUGAGGCUUUCAAUGCCGCCAUUGCUUUGGACUUGAAGCGCGUCGUUUAUUGCUGCGAUUAUUAUCCCCUUUUCCAAUUUGUGAGUGGAAAAUGGCCUGCAAAACAGUGGAAGAUUGCUAUGUUGGUUGAUCAAGUGGAUCUGCUUCAAAGGAAGUUUUCAUACUGCAAUCCAAGGCUUGUGGCCAGACAUAAUGUCAAGUUUGCAUUUAAGCUUGCAAGAGAUGCCAUUGAGUCUCAGUCCACGAGGCCUGCGGAAUCUGGGAGUAGGAGGAGUUUGAAUGAAACUUGUGUCAUAUGUUUGGAGGAAACUGAUGCCAGUCAGAUUUUUUCAGUUGAUGGCUGUCAACACCGCUAUUGCUUCUCGUGCAUGAAACAGCAUGUGGAGGUGAAGUUACUUCAUGGAAUGGUGCCAAAGUGCCCUCACGAGGGGUGCAAGUAUGAGCUUCUAGUCAACAGCUGCCAGAAGUUCUUGACUCAAAAGUUAACUGAGACCAUGCAGCAACGAAAAUUGGAAGCUUCAAUUCCUGUUGCUGAAAAAAUUUAUUGCCCUUAUCCUAGAUGCUCUGCAUUAAUGUCAAAAACUGAGGUUUUAGAGUACUCGAGAAAUAUCAUCGAUCAAUCUGAACAAUCUGGAGUCAAGAAAUGCCUAAAAUGUCAUGGUCUUUUCUGUUUUAAUUGCAAGGUCCCUUGGCAUAGUGGUAUGACAUGUAAUACUUACAAAAGGAUGAAUCCUAAUCCUCCUGCAGAAGAUUUGAAGCUGAAGUUUCUUGCAUCAAGGAGCCUAUGGCGACAGUGUCUGAAGUGUAACCAUAUGAUUGAACUUGCUGAAGGUUGCUAUCACAUGACUUGCAGUGUUAUUGAUGAUGGAUGACAGAUUAUAACAACCAAUUAAAAAUCUGCCAUAUGAAUAUGGUAGAUUGAUUGUGGCAAAUGGUGGAAGAUGAUGAAUGACAGAUUAUAGCAACCAAUUAAAAAUCUGCCAUAUGAAUAUGGUAGAUGGAUUGUGGCAAAUGGUGAAAGCACUUGUGUGUGUGUAUUGUCUUACUCCCACUUAAGCAAAAACUCUUUGAUUCCAAUGCCUAUCUCUAAGGCUCAAGUUUACAGAUAACCUUUUUCUUUGAUUCCUCUAUCUAAACUAUAUUAUCUGCAAAAAAUAUGCAUUUAUGGGUAAUCUUUUGUAUGGUAAGCACAUUAAAGACCAUAUUAAAUAAGUAAAAACUCAAAGCUAAACCUUGAUGUAAAUUUAUUCUUAUAGGAAAGUUCUUAGUCUCGAAGAGUUCUUGCAGUAGUAAUUAUCUUGUCAUACAUGGCUUUUAUAGCCUAGGUAUAGUUGCAUGAAUAACUUUCUUUUCUAAAGUUUUCCACAAUAUUUCUCAACACUUAAUCACAUGUUUUUUCUAAAUCAAUAAAAGUUUUUUCUGAAGUUUUCCUUAAAUCAAUAUUUCUCAACACUUAAUACAUGUUUUUUUUUCUUUCUAAAUCAAUAAAAACCAUAUGUAAGUUUUAAUUAUGCUCAAUUAUCUUUUUCCUUAAUUACAUAGUGACUUGUAAGUUUUACCCCUAUGUAGUUUAUACAAUUAGAUGUUCCUUGUGCUUUUUAAACAUGCAUAUGAAGCCUUAAAUCAUAAUCUUGAACUUCAUGAACAAACACCAUUACCGUUAAGGCAACAGAUAUCUGUUAACAUUCAACGUGACAAUGUUCAGAAAAAUCUUGUUUUGAAAUUAUUUGUGUAUUGUGAUCCUUGCCAUGUUUGGUAAAUUACACAAGGAAAAUAAUUCUCAUAUUCAUUGAAGUAGCGAUGGCCCAAACUAAUAUUUUUAGUUUGUAAUACACUAUUCAU